AUGGAUGAUCAAACAGCACCUCUCAUUCGUUUAGUUCCUAGUAAAACAUGUUUAAGCUAUGACCUCAAGAGUGCUACCGAUUGGUGGCCUCUUGUGUUUCUGUUUGAAAGGCUUGCGCUAUUGUUUGACAGGUCAUUUGCUUCAAGUGUUGUGAAUACAACAUUAGGGACGAAUGUAUUUGAGGUACCCUUCGUUAAGAGGGCUCUGUCUCAAGUGUCCUUUGUGACCGGUCAACCGUUAGGCUAUUAUGGUUAUUGGCCUUUGUUCGCGUUCACCCAUCAUGUUUUGGUGUGGUGGGCUGCGGAACAGGUUAGACCUGGGAUCCUGUUCGACAGGUAUGCUAUAUUAGGUGAUGAUGUUCUCAUCACCGAUCCACUUGUGGCGGAACAGUACCGGCUAGGCUUACAACGGCUUGGUGUUAAGAUAUCCACACACAAGUCUUUGAUAUCCUCAACUGGUGCUGUAGAGUUUGCCAAACAAUUUCUGGUCAAGGAUAUGAGGGUUAACCUCUCUCCUGUGUCCAUGAAAGCUUUAUGUGGCUUCCACCACCCCCACGGAUACUACUUCUAA
Molecule: messenger RNA, 570 nt
Organism: Glycine soja
Lineage: Eukaryota; Viridiplantae; Streptophyta; Magnoliopsida; Fabales; Fabaceae
Source: the annotation of a RefSeq genome assembly